Molecule: messenger RNA, 4240 nt
Organism: Homarus americanus (American lobster)
Lineage: Eukaryota; Metazoa; Arthropoda; Malacostraca; Decapoda; Nephropidae
Exons: 8
Coding region: 74-2374 (766 amino acids)
Biological process (GO): arginyl-tRNA aminoacylation; tRNA C3-cytosine methylation
Molecular function (GO): ATP binding; tRNA binding; arginine-tRNA ligase activity
Source: RefSeq, a predicted model, not a curated record
GUUGGUAAUAAUGUGUCCCGGAGACUCUUAGAGAGAUGCCCUUCUGUCAAGACUGUUGUUAAGAUUCCUCGUCAUGAUUACACCUGAGAAUUUAUCAGUAUUUGGGAAGGAAUUCUUGGCUUGUUUGCUCGGUGUUCGUCCAAAUCCAGAUCAAAUCACCGUUUUUACUGAAGUUGCUAGAAAAGCGAAUCACGAAUAUGCUGUACCCGGAGACAUCGUCUUACCUCUCAAGUCUCGUAAAUGGAUGGCUACGAUUCCCUUCACCUCCACUUUAGGCCAUUUCCUUAAUUUUCCAACAGAGGAGAAUCUGAAGUUAAUAACAUCAGCUCUGUCUUCAUGCAAUGCCUUAAUAGAAAAAGUAUGGAUGACACAGGAUCUGUUGUGUAUCAAUUUGGACAGAGAGAAAAUAAUAUCACAAGUUAUCAACAAACUGGCAGCUGUUGGGUUGAAUUAUGGAGCUACUACAUUGCUAGAAAAGACUGUUUUCACAAUCCCCAAUGAUAUCAAGAUGGAUAAUGAAGAAAAGGAGCUCUUGGACAAGAUGCGUGCAGUAAAACUUCUCUCACAUAUAUUGAAUAUGAUAACAUUUAGUGGUGGUGAGGUGAUACUAAAAGAUAAAGACAAAAUAGAUCACAGGGAAAGAGAAGCAUUGUAUGACAGGAUACUGCAUCACGAGUCUUACAUGUCACUGUUGGGAGAUCUACUAGUUGAUGAGAACACAAAACAUAAGCCACGAAAACAAAAGAAGAGAAACCGUAAAAUUUCACGUGUAGUGAAAGUUACCAAUGUAAGAAAAAUUGUCAAAAAUUUUCCUCCAGAAAAAGGUAUGUCUAAAGAACUCGUUGAAAAAUUAAGAUUCCUGAGGCGAAAAGCAAGAAAACCAGAAGGUGUAAAGUACAGACAAGGGUCUUCAGAGCCCACUAAAGAUGGGAUGGUCAUUAAGAAAAAUAAGCCAAGGCAAAAGAAAUCAGCUAAAACUUCUUUAUUAAGGACCCUACUUGAGAAGCCUGAAGACAAAAUGUCGGAUAAAGAAGACAAAGCUUUAAAAAACAUUAUGAAAUAUAUGAAUUCACAGAAAAUUAAAUUGCUUGAGAAGCAGCUCAGCUCAGCAGAAACUACUUCUACACAAGAGAAUCUCACCAAGGAAUCUAAAGAACCACAAUUAAAGAAGAUUGAGUCAUCAUGGGUUUGUGAACAUAGAAUGCUGUUUGAAGACUUAGCGGUCAGAUCUUUUAAAAAAAAUAAACAUCUUUUGGCAUCUAAAACACAACCAAAGAGAUCAAAGACAGAAAAUACUGAAGUUAAUAAAAAGUUUCCAGCCAAAUUCAACACUGAAGUUAAAUAUAUGUCCCAAUCAAGUACCCCAAAUCUGAAUAAGACUACUGAAGAAAUUAGCACAAAUACCUGUAGUGAUGGUGGUAGUUAUUCAGAGAACUUAAAUUUAGCAGAUGAAACAAAGAUAGAAGCAUGUGAGUUAAACACAAGUCAUCAUGAAGAUCAACUCGAAAAUUGCUUGGAAAUGAAGCAGGAUUUGAUUAAGAAUACAUAUGAAGAAGCAAAAGAAUAUACUGUAAGUGAUUCUGAAGAAAUUAUAUCCAUAGGAGAUUACUCAGAGGAUGAAGACACCACUUCCAUUAUCCACCUAAAUAUUUUGGAAGAGUCAACGGGUACAGAAAAUAUCCCUGGAACCUACCAAUACAAGCCAGUGGUUCAUAAGAAGACUGGAAAAUGCUGGAAUGGUUCUGCAUCUGAUUAUUGCAAAAUUUUAGUGGAGGAAUUGAGGCUAGCAGCUGCCCUCAAACAUGGUGAUGUGAGCACCCCUGAGUGGAGCAAAUUCUUGGAGGAACAGGCAUGGCGAUGCAUGACCCUACAACUACUCUCUGUCAACCACACAAACUUUGUCAAAAUUGAAGUAGAUGGUCAUACACAAAAUACUAAAGAGUGGGCCUUCAUCCUGUACAACUAUGCCCGUCUUAGUAUGAUAUUUGAGUCAUUUGAAGAGUAUGUGAAGAAGGAAUUUGUCUCACCACUUCCUCCUACAGAUGAGGUGGACUUUUCUCUUCUUAGACAUGAUGAGGAAUGGAUUCUUGUUUGGAUGUAUAUUCUACGAUGGCCAGAGAUUGUUGAAGAAGUGGCUCUGUCUAUUGUAAAUGGUUGUAGGAAACUCAAGACUGCCAGUGUUACUCGGUUCCUUCACUCCCUUGCUCACCGGUUCAGUGCUUAUUACAGUCGGUAUCAUGUCCUUGUGUCAGAACCAUUGCCACACUUGGUGCCACUCAUGUAUGCAAGACUCUACCUCUUUAAAGCUGUUCACUUGGUAAUGACAAUUUGUUUCAACUUGCUUGGAGUUGAUUCGCCUCCUACUUUCAUGUAAAUUGAUGUGGAGAUGAUGUUUGCAUUGUCAAAGGAUAAUACUUUUUGUAAGAAAUGAUAUACUGUGUGCUAGUCAUUUUUUGUAGAAAUGGAAAUUGUAUUUUUAUUAGAUUUUUCUUAUUGUAUGCAGUUCAGUUUUGAGUGUUUAAACUACUGUACAGUAUUUACGGUACUCUAAAAAUUAACAGUAAUAGACAGUAUACAGUAUAUUAAAUAGGAAAUGUUAAAAGUCAUUAUCUAUUUCAGAUUGGAGAGCAUUGUUAUUUUGUUUGUCUUUCAAUGUGUAAAUGAAAAUGCCAUAAAUUUGGGUUACUUUCGUCAUGUGGUUUUUAUCAUACAAAAUGCGAGGAGAUCUAGUUGAACCAGCAACAAGUCAAAUGGACCUUGAUCAUUAGGGUUAGGGCCUACACCUGCAACUGUUAUACUGUACUCUAUAUCUAUUAUCUAAACUUGUCAUGUUGAUGAUUACAGAACUAUUUUUCCUCCCUAGAGAAUGGAAUUGUGUCUGUAACAAUUUAAAAAAUACAACUACAGUACUGUACAGUACAAUUUUAAUGACUACAUACUAUUCAUAUAGAAUCUAUAAGUUUAGUGAAACACACUUUAGUGAUUUUUUGUGGAAGGUGUUUUUUAUAACUACAGUAGCUAUUUGCACCUGCUCAGGCUGUUAGUUUUGCUUUACAGUAUUCCAUAUUCUUGAUACCAUCAUCAUCAUCAUCUCUUUGUAUCUAUUACCAAAACUAUCUAACCCUUCGCUACUCAUAUUUUUUAUAGCAAGUUUUGAGGGAUUCAUAGUCAGUUUUCAGUGAUUUAUAAACAGUUUCAGUGAUUUAUAAACAGUUUCAGUGAUUUAUGAACAGUUAAAGUGAUUUACAGUAAAUUUUGAGUUAGUUAUGUUUCCUAUUUUCUUCAGCAAGCUGCCCUUCACAUCUUUCUUUACAUUUUUCCUCUACCAUAUCAUAAUCCCACAACCCUUUGCCUAGAUUUUUUGUCAUACAUAAUCACUCCUACAAAAAACACCAGCUUCUCAACUAUAGAGCUGCAUCCCUCUUCUGUAUUAAUCAAUAAUUUCACUCAUUUCCAGGCACAAGAACCUAUUUUUAUUUACUCAUUUUUUUAUAGGAUCUACACUUAAGUAAUUCUUCAUUUUAAUAUAUCAUAUAUUUUUGCAUAGAGUCAUUAUGGAGGUGUAAGGUCAGAUGUUACCCCAACAUCACCAUUAGAAUGGGACCCAGUUGAAAGGGGCUCCAGUCCAAAGUGAUCCCAAUCUUUAUAGGCUAAGUUGGCUUCCGACCAGUUACUUUCCAGAAAAAGUUUAUCAUCAUAGGAAAGGAUUUUUGUUUUAUAUACAGUACCGUAUAGUAUGUUAAAUGGAUGAAAAGUUGCUGGAGUUUAUUAUAUUGAUUAUUAAAUUUUUCAUAAUUGUCUUUGAAAGUUUUGCAACUGAUCUUAACCCAUUAUAUACAGGUUUCCCUCUUUACAAAUUAUAUGUUCUCCAGAAAUGUUUUACACACCCCAAAAUUAUAUUUAUUUGAUUGUUUUAUCUUGGAUAAAUAUUAUUAAAAUGGAAAUAUACUGUACAUUCCUACAGAGAAUAACAUGGUCACAAAACAUUAUAAAACUAACUAAAACAUUCUCAUCCAUUAUUUGUAUUCUUUAUAUUUUUUAAAUUUAAGAUCAAUACAUAUGGCAUACAGUACAGUAUACAGGAACAAAAAAGUAAUAUUUAAUGUCUGAUGUUGGGAAUACUACCAAGAGCUCACCAGUGGUCUGCAUCCUGCUCCCAGGUGAGAUAUCCAACUAUUUAUGGUUCAUGUACUUGUUAUGGUUCAUAUCAGUCUGUUUCUAAUAAAUAAAUAUAAUGAUA